UAGUCAGCUGCAACCUCGUGACUUUGCGGACAUUUGUGUGAGACAUUCUCGUGACUGUAGAACUGAAGCCAUGGACCAGUACCCAACUAUGUGGAUAAAAAAAGAGGAAACAGAUGAAGUAAAAAUUGAGUUACACUCCAUGUUUCUUGAAGACCCAUUAAAAACUGAAGGACCUAGUGUUUCAGUAAAGCAAGAUCCUGAAGUGAAACAACAUGCUGAUGGAUCAGAGCAUAAUUCUGUUAAAGAUCCAUAUGGAAUAGCUUGGUCCACUGAUUUUAUCAAGGAGGAUCCUGAAUUGAAUUUGGAAAUUGUCCCUGAGGAUAUUGUGGAAACCUCAACAAGAUACACAUAUGAUAGUGCAAGGGCAUCAGAGGUGGGCGCUGGCAUUCGGUUCGACCGAUUGGGCAUUCGGUCGCUGUCGCUAGCCGCCGCGUCUGCAGUGGGGUGAGCUGGGUUGGGCCUCAUGCCGCUGACCUCCUACCGCCUACACAGCUGCUGACAGUGUGGCAUCGCGUUCCCCGGACUGCGUGCAUCAGCAUGUCUCUACCACGACACGAGUGGUGGAGCUGAGCUACCAGAAAAU
Molecule: messenger RNA, 583 nt
Organism: Schistocerca serialis cubense
Lineage: Eukaryota; Metazoa; Arthropoda; Insecta; Orthoptera; Acrididae
Exons: 6
Coding region: 71-448 (125 amino acids)
Source: RefSeq, a predicted model, not a curated record